AUGGAUAUGCAGGCGUUGAUCACUGGCACGAACCUCAUCUUGCACCCUAACUUCAUGGCGCAGUACUCAGCAAUGGGCAUGAUUGGCCCCGACGGCAUCAGUCGCUCGUUUGAUGCAUCGGCGAAUGGAUACGGCCGAGGCGAAGGGAUUGCCUGUGUAGUGAUAAAACGUUUGGCAGAUGCCAUGAGAGACAGAGAUUGCAUUCGAGCCGUAAUCCGCGGCACUGCCGCCAACCAUGAUGGCAGAACGCCCAGCAUUACAAAACCAAGCCAAGAUGCUCAUGCAUUCCUGAUUCGCGAGACAUACCAGAAGGCUGGGUUGCCGUUGUCCGAGACCGCUUAUUUUGAGGCGCAUGGAACAGGGACACCACAAGGAGACCCAAUCGAGAUGCGAGCAAUCGCGCAGACCGUAGCCUCUGCCCGCAGAGAUAGCGAUGUCGGACCACUUUAUGUAGGUAGUGUUAAGCCUAAUGUCGGCCACACAGAGGGCGCUGCCGGGCUGGCAGGGGUUAUCAAGGUAGUCCUAUGUCUUGAAGCGGGGACUAUCCCCGCCGUCACUGGUCUGACGACGGUCAAUCCCGAGCUUCGAUUGACGGAAUGGAAUAUUGCACUCCCGCAAGAGAAUAUGGCAUGGCCGCAGGACAGAGUCCGCCGCGCCAGUGUGAAUUCGUUUGGCUUUGGUGGUGCCAACGCUCAUGCUAUACUCGAGGAUGCUAAGAGCUUCUUGCAAAUGCACCACAUGCCUGGCCUCGAUAUUACAGAUCCUCGUCAGUCUCUGGCGGACAUCCGGUCCGAGGAUGCUGAUGGAAACGAAAGGCUACGCCUCCUUGUGCUCUCAGCACAUGACCGGGCCGGCAUUCGCCGUGUCGCAGACUCUUAUGCAUCGUACUUCAUGAGAAACUCCCUGUCACAUAAAAGUGAGAGUACGGUGACUGACUCGUUGUGUCACAUUCUGGCGACACGAAGAAGUCACUUUGACUUCCGAAGCUAUGUUGUGGCCGGCACUGAGACGGAAUGGCUCGAACAACUGGGAAAGCCUCAGGAUCUAACAGUUCAGCGAGUCUCUGCUCAAAACAAAGUUGCCUUUGUCUUCACCGGCCAGGGAGCCCAGCGACCCGGCAUGGGCAAAGAGCUUCUUUGCCACUCCGCAUUUAGAGCAAGCCUGUGGAGGAGCCAAAAGGUCUUGGAUAUGUGUGGAGUUGAUUGGGAGAUCAUAAAUAUGCUACUAAGGGCAGACGCAGAGACACUGGCACGCCCAGAGCACGCGCAGCCAGUCUGCACUGCCCUCCAGAUUGCCCUUGUUGACCUGUUGUCAGACUGGGGAAUCCAGCCUGGUGCAGUUGUUGGACAUUCCUCUGGGGAGAUUGGGGCCGCCUACGCCGCAGGAAUCAUAUCAGCGGAUGAGGCCAUGUAUAUUGCUUUUCAUCGUGGAUAUCUUUCGGCAGCUGUCGCAUCUCGCAAUGGGGUAGAGGGGAGCAUGUUGGCAGCUGGUUUGUCAGAGUCAGAAGCGAACAGGCAUUUGGCCAACAUUGACUGUGCAGAUGAGGUAACAAUCGCCUGCAUUAAUAGCCCACGCAGUGUCACCUUUUCAGGCUCCAAGCCAUCGAUUGCCGCCCUACACGAUGUUCUAAGUCGGGAUGGCAAAUUUUCACGUAUCCUCCGCACUGGUGUCGCCUACCACUCUGCCUAUAUGGCGGUCAUUGCGCCAGAUCUGGACCACGCGCUGACUCGAUUACCGGAACGCACUCUGUCGGCCACAGUGCCCAUGUACUCCUCGGUAACGGAAGAAGCCGUUGGGAGUAGUGGCCUCAGCAGGGGAUACUGGGUAAAGAACAUGCUUCAGCCUGUACGCUUUGCAGGGGCGCUGCAGACCCUCCUUUCCUCUGGUACACAAUACAGCGCCAUCCUCGAGAUUGGCCCCACGAAGACACUACAGGGUCCGAUUCAACAGAUCCUGAGCAGCAUCGGCCCAAACAUUCCGACACAGCCGCCGUAUAGGUCGAUGCUGGUAGCUGGACAGCACGCCGGACGCGCAGCUCUUGAGGCAGCUGGUUUCCUUUGGGCAACUGGGCACGCUGUCGAUCUUGACCGUGUCAACGGGAUAUCGACGCAGGAUAUUACAUUAGCUACCCUUCCACACCUGCCAUCAUAUCCGUGGAACCAUGAGCAUCGCUUCUGGCAUGACACCUCAUCCAGUCGUCCGGUUCGGUUGCGCUCCCAGCCCCGAACUGACCUCCUCGGGGUGCCAGUCAACGGACAAAACAAGUUCGAGCCGAGGUGGCGCAACCUCCUCAGUAUCGCGGAGAACCCUUGGCUCGCGGACCACACCAUAACUGGCGUCUGCCUGUACCCAGCCGCUGGAUACCUGGUCAUGGCACUGGAGGCUGUUGUAAGCCAGGCUCCAACGCCGGCAGCCAUCCGGGCGGUCGAGUUUACCAACGUCACCUUCGAAACUGGCCUUGCUCUGCAAGACAGUGGUCCAGCGGUUGAUAUCUCGUUGACUCUUCUCCCUCAUACUGUCAUGGAUGGCGUGUACAGCUUUAGUAUCUACUCGGAGUCUCCAGACUCCACACGCAGGCUGGCCUAUGGCUCGGUUGCCACUGUAUGUCAUGUUGGAAACCUGCUGGAUCCGGUGGAGAUGGCGGCCCAGGAACAGGAAUGGGAGGCGGCACAGUCGGUACUGCGCGAGGCUCGUGAGAACACCACAGUUCAUAUAGAUCACCGCACAUUUUAUAAAAGCCUCGCUGCUCUAGGGUUGAACUAUGGGCCGACCUUUCGGGGCCUGGACCGCAUCACUGUCUCCAGGGAGUAUCGCACCGCUUGCAGUUCGCUCAAGAUUCCAGAUACUAAGUCAGUCAUGCCAGAGCAGUUUGAGUAUCCUCAUUUGCUGCAUCCUGCAACUCUCGACUGCGCCUUUCAGCUGUCCUUUGCUGCAUUACAGGCGCAAGAUGACUUACGACAGCCAUUCGUGCCAGCCUCUGUGGGUAGAAUUUUCAUCUCGACAGACUUACCAUCCGGUGCGGGGUCAUCUUUUAUAGGGACUUCGUCUGCGCGGCACGUCGAUGGGUCCGUAGUAGCAGACUCUCUUUUUACGGACGCAGACGCGAGCGCACCCAAGAUCGUUAUUGACUCCUUGGCUAUGACGAAUGUGGGAGACGGUUCCUCCGAGACGGCGGAGAUCCCAGCACGCACUGCUAAUCUCGUCUGGAAGGAAGAUGUCUCUUCGGUUAUAGGGUCUCAUGUGGGCAAUUCCCUGGAAUGGGUUGAUACGUGGCUUGAUUCCUUCAGGCAUAAGUACGCCGACGCCAACGUGCUGUUCGUCGCCGCUGCCGAACAUCUGACAUGUGUCGAGUCGUCUAACAUGGCUGGUCAGAUUACGCUACUCGAACCCUGCGAAGAUGGGCAGUUGAUUGAGUUCUCUCAUAGUCAGAGGCGUGCUCUGCCACAGCACGUCGUACAGCAAAAGUUAUCCGCCAGCGCCUCGUACGAUGCAGUUGUCGUGGACGCCAGGUUAUCUGAUCAAAUUUCCUGGCUUUCAGCGUCACUCUCAAGUAUUAUGAAGCCGUGCGGCCAUCUAGUAAUGUUCGGCCGCGGUGGUUGCGAUGAUUUAGCUGGCGAUACGUGGCUAGAGGAGCUGAUCAAGAACAAAGGUUUCUCCAUUUUGCAGAUGCCAAACUCGCAGCUCCAAGUCGCACUUGCGGCGCCAGGUCAAGAAUCUACUUUACAAGUUCCAUUUACUACGGAAACAGACAGCAUCACAAUCCUUGAGCGUGACACCACGGAUCAGACUCUUCAUCUGCGCCAGACAAUUGUCCAGCUAUUGAGUGCGGCUGGUAUCCAUAAUGUACGUGUCGUGCAUUGGGAUGAUCCUAUCGCCUCGUUUCACAACCAAUGUGUCGUCUCUCUGGUCGAGAAUAGCUGCCCCUUCUUCUACGAUGUGGAUGAUAAAGGCCUAACCCAUUUCCGGAACCUCAUUGCCAGCCGGCCACGUUAUCUGCUCUGGACCACAACAGGGAAUCUCUUAGCACCGGACGAAGCAGGCAUCCAAUAUGCACCGACAACAGGCUUUCUACGCACGGCACGCUCUGAAUAUCCGCUCGUGCCACUUCAGCACUUGGAUUUAUCGCACGAAGCAAGCCAGAUGCCGGGUACUGCUGCCGGUAUUAUUGUGAAUGUGCUCCUUGCAGCGCUCCAGGGUACUGUACAGGCCAUGGAAACCGAAGUUGCCGAGUCGGGUGGGAGGCUCUACAUUCCCCGUUUGGUAGCGAACAAGGCCAUGGAUAUAGAGAUUGGACGGGACGUGAAGCCGUCCGCAUGUCUGCCAGUGCCUCUAUCCAAUCUCCGCCAUCCGACACGACUACAAGUUAGCCCCGACGGAUCCGUGCACUGGGUAGCUGUCGAUCCCAACCAUAUGGAGGGGGACCUUACGGCAAACGAAGUCUUGAUUAAUACCCGAUACACUACAAUUUCUACCACAUUCCCAGGCCAAUCAAAGGAGAGGCCUCUUUUCUCGUCCUUGAUGGCAGUCGACACAGUAGGGAUUGUUGAAAAAAUAGGGCACGGCGUCACGGAGCUCUGUCCUGGAGACACUGUUCUCGUUCAGUCCGCUAAUAUCCAGAAUCGGUUCUGCGAGGAUGCACCUAAUGUUGUCAAAGUCCCCACUGACCUCUCGCCAGUCCAAGUAGCUUAUUGGAUAAAUCCCCUGGCUUGUGCCUACUAUUUGCUCACAGAGAUUGGCAACAUCUGGUCGUCUCCUCUUGCACAGUAUAAGUCGGUCAGCAGCAUGCGGCUUUAUGGACAAUAUACGCCACCCAGAUCGCCGCCACUCGGUGUACAUCAGAGGCUGCAAAGCAUUCUUAUUGACGUUGAGGGCCCCGCGCUGCGACAUGCCCUGGUGCAGAUGGCUCAGUGGCUGCUGCUGGAUAUUUUCGUGGUGAUCCCACCAGGCGACCCUCAACGCGAGGCUGCUUGGGCUACAAAGUGCACAGUUCUCGCCGAGGUGACACGCGCAAUAUCUGGGAUGAUCCGGAGAAGUAACCCGCGCAGCGGCGUUGAUAUGGUUCUUUCGUCUCUACAGAACUUGUCAUGUGUCCCUCACAUGCUGUCGAGCCUAACACAUAACGGCCACCUGGUCGCUGUCGAUAUGAACCCAGAAGCAGACGUGGCUUUAGGCCAUGUUAUGCCCCGAGGGUUUACCAAUUUCGCCUCCCUAUACACUACGCAUAUAGACCCUUCCAAUGUCAGAUAUUCCCAGAGGGCCGCUUUGCGUCUCCUCGCCAACGGGACGAUUGUGCUGCCGGAGCUGCCAACAAAUCCACCGGCAUGGCAGCAGCCUGUGUCACGCGUGGACAAAAUUUUCCAGAGGUCAUCUUCUUCUGCGAGUGCAAGUGGACGGAUUGUGUUCUCAUUCGAGCCGUCCCACUGCCUUUCCUUGCGAUUCUCCGUGCCUGCCCCCAUCCAGCUCGCGCCUGCAGGAACAUAUAUCCUCUCCGGGGGUCUCGGUGUGCUGGGGCAGCAGAUCGCACACUGGCUAUGCAAUGAUCAUGGCGCUCGCCAUCUAGUCUUCCUCUCCCGGUCGGGAGCCCUAACGCCUGGCCCCAGAGAGACACUUCGAGUCCUAUCGCAGCAGGGCUGUCGCUGCGACGUCGUUCGCUGCGACAUCACCUCCACCGAAGCGGUGCAGACAUUGGCAUCCACCGCCACCAUGAAAAAUUGGAGCAUUAAGGGUAUCAUUCAGGCUGCUAUGGUGCUUGCCGACUCUCCUAUGGUAACCAUGGAUAGUGCCAAAUGGGAAGCAGCUGCGGCACCGAAGAUUCGCGGCUCCUGGAAUUUGCACAAGUUCCUCGGCAACGAGAAUCUGGAUUUCUUCGUCUUAUUGUCGUCCGUCUCUGGAAUUAUUGGGAAUAGCGCACAGGCAAACUACAGUGCUGGGAAUACAUUUGAAGAUGCACUUGCAGCCUACCGAUGCCGUCUCGGCCUGCCAGCAGUCAGCUUGAACCUGGGCCUUGUCACUGACACAGUCUCGCCGGAUAGUACUAGUCCACAAUCAGGAGUUGACGCCACUGAGCUUCUUGCCAAAUUUCCCCAUCUUAGCCCAGUCAUGGUAAGCAAGUCUGAGGUGAGAAGCGCGCUGCGUGCUGCUUUGCGAGGACGAUCGUUGAACAACGCCCCACUGCCACAUCAGGUUGUCGUCGGUAUAUCAGAUGAAAUACGACUUGAAGACGGUGGAAGCACCAACCUAUCGACCUCAUGGCAGUCGGAUCCCAAAUUUAAUCAUCGGAUUUGUCGACGGCCUGGUGCCGCCACCACGACAACGACAUGCCAGACUCGAGUCAAUUACGCUCAGGCAAUCCGCGCAGCCAACAACACCGAGGCCGCCAGACUCGUCGUCGAGCAAGCACUCCGGCUUAAUAUUGCAAAUGCCAUUGCUUCAGAGAUCGAGAACAUAACAGUGGAAAAGCCCGUAACUGCCUACGGAGUUGACUCCCUUCGAGCGACCGAGCUGCGCAAUUGGGCUUCUAAGCACUUUGACAGCCAGGUAUCUAUAUUCGACAUACUACGCCCUGAGCCGAUAUCCAGCCUGGCGUCGGUCAUCUUGAGCAAAUCCCCCUUUAGGGGAUCCGGUGUAGGGACUCCAGAGAAAGAGGUCGGAAACAGUGGAGACUAG
Aspergillus nidulans FGSC A4 is the source of this 6666-nucleotide messenger RNA. RefSeq lists its product as uncharacterized. The record is from RefSeq and is a predicted model, not a curated record. Gene Ontology annotation, molecular function: acyltransferase activity; transferase activity; phosphopantetheine binding. The transcript has 4 exons. Gene Ontology annotation, biological process: secondary metabolite biosynthetic process. NCBI's taxonomy places the organism in Eukaryota, Fungi, Ascomycota, Eurotiomycetes, Eurotiales, Aspergillaceae. Bases 1 to 6666 code for a protein of 2221 amino acids.